AUGAAUCUUAUUUUUUCUGUAUUUACUAUAUUGUUAAGCGGUUACUUGACUCAGGCGUCUACCAGUCCACUUGUGGUUGUUGGUAACAAGUUCCAUGAUCUGAGUAACGGGAACCAAUUCUUCUUCAAAGGUAUUGCAUAUCAGGCUCAACGGUCCAGGAACGCUCCUUACGAUAGAACCACUGAGACACCCUAUAUAGAUAACUUGGCCAACGCUACUGUGUGUAUGCGUGAUUUGACUAAUUUGAAGGAAUUGGGCGUCAAUAUCAUAAGGGUAUAUCAAAUUGAUCCCACCAAGAAUCAUGAUUAUUGUAUGAAGGUGCUAAGUGAAGCCGGCGUUUAUGUUAUUGCUGAUUUGGCCGAACCAAACAUGUCAAUUGAUAGAAAUAAUCCAUUUUGGGAUGUGGAUAUCUUUGAUAGAUAUAAAGUUGUGAUUGAUUCAAUGCAUAAAUAUGAUAAUGUUGCUGGAUUUUUGGUUGGGAAUGAAGUUGCAAAUUCAAAACUCACAACGUCCUCGGCUCCGUUUGUUAAGGCCGCCGUUAGAGAUACCAAGCAAUACAUCAAACAAAAGGGUUAUAGACGUAUUCCUAUUGGAUAUGCUUCUAAUGAUGAUGCAGAGAUUAGAAACCAUUUGGCAAACUAUUUUGUUUGCACAGAUGGUGAAGAAGUUGGUACAGCAGAUUUCUAUGGUAUCAACAUCUAUGAAUGGUGUGGCUAUUCGUCCUAUCAAACCUCAGGAUAUAGAGAAAGAACAGCCGAGUUCCAGAACUUCCCUGUUCCAAUAUUCUUUAGUGAGUUUGGCUGCAACACCGUUAGUCCCCGGCCUUUCACCGAAAUAGAAGCUCUCUUAUCUCCGCCUAUGACGAAGGUCUUUUCGGGUGGAAUUGCGUAUGAAUAUUUUAACUAUGAGAACAACUAUGGUGUGGUCCAGGAAACAGGUACUGGUGAUGUUGUUAAAUUAACGGAUUUUGAGUAUCUAAAGAAUAGAUACGUCUCUAUUGAUCCCGAGGGAAUUCAUAUUGAGUUGAGUCGUAAUCAGACUACUAAUGGUGGUGGAGAUAACCAUAAUGCGUAUUCACCCAUUCAAUGCUUUAGGUCUACUCCGUUCUGGAAAGUUUCAAGCUUAACUCCGCCAACUCCUAACUACAACAAAUGUGAAUGUCUUCAGGCAAGUUUCAGUUGCAUCUUGAGUCCGUAUACCACUUGCAACGAACAGGAACUUAUUAGGGAAAUUUGCACCGAAAUCGAUUGUGGUGAGAUCGAAGUCGAUGGUGCAAAGGGAGUCUACGGUAAGUUUUCUGAUUGCAGUUUGAAGCAAAGAGCAUCUCACGCUUUAAACUUGUACUACAACAAACACAAUGAGGACCCUGAGAGGUGCGAUUUCAAUGGCAGAGCCAUAUUGAUCACCAACAGUGAUGAAAAGGAUUUGGAAUCCAUACAUGCACUGAAUGGACUCAAGUGUCUGGAGAUCCUAGGUGGUGAUUCCCCCAUAUCUAAUGUUCGCCAUGAAGUUGCUGGCGGUAAUAACAAGGUGGGUCAAGUGUCAGGUAUAAAUUCAAACCGAUUUAACCAAACUACAAAGUUGAUGCUUUCAGAAGGCAGCAGGUUACACCGAAUGGCCCAUCUCAUACUUUUGGCUCAAGCUGCUAACUAUAUACAUAUUUAG
Messenger RNA from Lizanozyma spartinae, 1665 nucleotides. RefSeq names its product 1,3-beta-glucanosyltransferase (gene PGA5). Gene Ontology annotation, cellular component: cytoplasm; fungal-type cell wall. The coding region runs from base 1 to 1665 and encodes 554 amino acids. Gene Ontology annotation, molecular function: 1,3-beta-glucanosyltransferase activity. The transcript has a single exon. Gene Ontology annotation, biological process: fungal-type cell wall (1->3)-beta-D-glucan biosynthetic process. NCBI's taxonomy places the organism in Eukaryota, Fungi, Ascomycota, Pichiomycetes, Serinales, Debaryomycetaceae. The record is from RefSeq and is a predicted model, not a curated record.